Selaginella moellendorffii is the source of this 1585-nucleotide messenger RNA. RefSeq names its product histone deacetylase 19. Gene Ontology annotation, molecular function: histone deacetylase activity. The record is from RefSeq and is a predicted model, not a curated record. Bases 29 to 1525 code for a protein of 498 amino acids. The transcript has 7 exons. Lineage: Eukaryota; Viridiplantae; Streptophyta; Lycopodiopsida; Selaginellales; Selaginellaceae.
UUAGGGUUUUAGUAAGGUUAGCGUGUAGAUGGAUGGGAGCGGCAAUUCUCUGGCCGGCAGCGUCGGGGGCGAUGGAUCCAAGCGGCGCGUCUCCUACUUUUACGAUCCAGAGGUGGGCAAUUACUACUACGGGCAGGGCCACCCGAUGAAGCCUCACCGGAUGCGAAUGACGCACAGCCUUUUGGUGCACUACGGCCUCCACCUCAAGAUGGAGGUCGUGGAGCCAUUCCGCGCGCGCGACAAGGAUCUCUGCAAGUUCCACGCCGACGAUUACGUCGAUUUCCUCAAGCAAGUCACGCCCGAGACGCAGCAGGAGUUCGCCAAAGUCUUGAAGCGAUUCAACGUCGGCGAGGACUGCCCGGUGUUCGAUGGGUUGUAUAGCUUCUGCCAGAUGUAUACCGGGGGGUCGGUCGGAGGGGCCGUGCGCCUGAACACGAAUCGAUCCGACAUCGCCAUCAACUGGUCCGGCGGACUGCAUCACGCGAAAAAGUGUGAGGCGUCCGGGUUUUGCUACGUGAAUGACAUUGUUCUUGCGAUCCUGGAGCUCCUCAAGCAACACCAGCGCGUGCUCUACAUCGACAUCGAUGUUCACCACGGCGACGGUGUCGAGGAGGCCUUCUACACCACCGACAGAGUCAUGACGGUAUCUUUCCACAAGUUUGGCGACUUCUUCCCGGGGACUGGCGAUCUCCGGGAUGUCGGCCACGGGAAAGGGAAGUAUUACUCCGUCAACGUACCGCUUAACGAGGGGAUCGACGACGAGAGCUACCAGCGGCUGUUCAAGCCGGUGAUAAGCAAAGUCAUGGAGGUUUACCAGCCGGGGGCGAUUGUCUUGCAGUGUGGUGCCGACUCUCUCUCGGGAGAUCGUCUCGGCUGCUUCAACCUCUCGGUAAAGGGUCACGCCGAGUGCGUGAGAUUCGUGCGUUCUUUUAAUGUACCUCUGCUCUUGGUUGGAGGGGGAGGAUACACGGUAAGAAACGUUGCAAGGUGUUGGUGCUACGAGACGGGUGUUGCUGUUGGAGUCGAGCUCGAGAACCAGAUGCCUUACAACGAUUACUACGAGUACUUUGGUCCGGAGUAUACGUUGCUCGUGCCGGCCAGCAACAAGGAGAAUGCUAAUUCUCCGGAGUAUUUGGACAGUCUCAGGCAACAACUGCUUGAGAACAUUUCAAAGCUCCAACAUGCUCCUAGUGUUCCGUUCUACGAAAGGCCACCGGAUAUGGAGCCUGGCGAGGAAAUGGAGGAGGAUGACGCUGAUGCACGGCCAACAAGGCCUAAGCCAGGAGUGUGGAACGGGGAACCAGUUGAUUCAGACUCCGAAGGCGAGGGAGACGUACACAGGCAGAGGCAGAGGCUCCCGAAACAAGAACUCGAUUUCAUCAGCAGGAAGCUGCCACCAUCUGAAGAACCGGCUGUCAAGAGACCAAAGUUUGAUGAAAGGACUGAAGAGCAGAGAGAUGAUGAUAUCGCAACUUCACUCUCUUUAGGCCCAGCAAUGGCAGCAGAGAUUAAGAUUAGCUCGUGAGCAUGUAAAUAUAACAACUGGUCCAGAAGUUUUGAGCAACAGAGUUUUUUGGUUCUUGUU